CAGCGUCCUAGAGACGCCGAGUGGGCUGGGCUUCUGCGGCCUCGGGCCCUGGGGUCCGCGCUUAGAAGUGCGUCGGCGCUCCGAAGGGGCCCAGCGAGGCGGAGGGUUGAGAAGGGGCCGGGCUGUCCACCUCUUCCUGUGCAGAGAUCUCUACAGCACCCAUGCUGUGACCCCUGCAGCUGAGUGGCACAUGGAGACAGAACCAGCUCCAGGAGGGUGCUCAGGAGUCUGGCGCCCGCCCAGAGCAGGAAUCCAGUGGGACGCCAUUGGCUGUUAACCAGACAGUCGCUUUAAUAAAGCCUCUUUACAGGUAUCGAGUGAAUGUUUAAGCCACAGCUGUUGCACAUCCAAUACUGUCGUCCUUAGAUGUAAAACGGAUUUUAUUUCAAAAAAUUACUGAUAAAGGAGAUGAGUUGAAGAAAGCCUUUCACCUGCUCGACAUCAGUAACAACAUGACAGUGACAAAGAAUGAACUGCGAAGAGUCAUCACAACCUUCCUGCUGCCUCUCACGAGAGAACAGUUUCAAGAUGUGCUGGCUCAGAUCCCCCUCACCAGCUCUGGUGCCCUUCCGUACCUUGUAUUCCUGUCCGGAUUUGGUGGAAUUGACCUGAAUAUAAAUGUUAUACAGAGGGGAGGUGAGAGUGAAAUGAACUGCUGUCGGACAUUAAAAGAACUCGAAGUCCAAGUAGGAGAAAAGAUUUUCAAAAACAUUAAAACUGUUAUCAAAGCCCUUAAGCUCAUUGAUGUUAACAAGACGGGUCUGGUCCAACCACAUGCGCUGAGGAGGGUUCUGGAGACCUUCUGUUUGAAGAUGAAAGAUGAUGAAUACAAAAAGUUUGCAAAACACUACAACAUUGAUAAAGAUACUGCAGUGGAUUAUAAUGUUGUUUUGAAGAACCUCAGUACAAAUAAUGACUUGAACCUUAAAUAUUCUAUGAGAAGUCAAGAGGUCCCAUGGGAGGACCAAUGAGUCAAAAGUUCCAAAAGAGAUUACCUCCCCAGUCCUGUUUCAUCUGAAGAUAUCUGGAAAAACUGCUCCUUAGAUGAAAUUGAGAGGACCUUUUGCCAAGAGCUAAGCAAAACAUCCUCCUGUAAAGACACCAAGGCACCUCUCUUCCUGGCUUGGGAUUCGGUGGAAGAAAUUGUUCAUGACUCCAUUUCCAGGAAUCUACACGUUUUCUAUAAUAUGCUGCGGUCACAUGACCUUGGAGACACAGGGCUCAUUGGGCGAAAUAACUUCAAGAAAAUCAUGCACGUUUUCUGCCCAUUUUUAACAACCGAGCAUUUAGUAAAAGCCAAGCCCACUGAGAGUAAAAGUGCUGUGACCGAGAAUAUGACGAAGGAUGUGCUUAUUGAAAAACUCAAAAACUGUAUACGGCAGCCGUACCCAGCAUUCAGAAAACGAUUUCUGGACUUCAGCAAGGAGCCUGAUGGCAAGAUGAAUGUGCAUGACUUCAAGAAGGACCCCUACGCAGCCUUCUUUAAGAUGGACUCGGACAGGGAUGGCAUCGUCACCAUGCACAACCUUCAUCAUCUGCAGCACCUGCUCUUCAACCUGAAGGACGAGGAUUUCGAGCGAUUCCUGGGCCUUCUUGGCUUGAGGCUCAGCGUCACGUUAAAUUUCCACGAAUUUCGAAAUUUGUGUGAGAAGAGACCGUUCAGAAUAGAAGACACCGCGCCUCAGAGACUCAUUAGACCAAAACAGAAGGUUGCAGAUUCAGAACUAGCUUGUGAACAGGCUCAUCAGUAUCUUGUUACCAAAGCAAAAACCAGAUGGUCAGACUUGUCUAAGAAUUUUAUCGAAACCGACAAUGAGGGCAACGGCAUUCUUCGACGACGGGAUGUAAAGAACGCGCUGUACGGCUUUGAUAUUCCCCUCACACCCAGAGAAUGUGAGAAGCUUUGGAUGAGGUACGACACCGAGGGAAGAGGGCACAUUACUUACCAGGAAGUUUCACAGAAAAUGGGGGUUAACUAUUCAGCGGCUAUUCAUCAGCCCUACGCAGAGGAUUAUUUCAACUUCAUGGGUCAUUUCAUGAAGCCACAGCAGGUGCAAGAAGAGAUGAAGGAGCAGAGCACGGAGAGGGCCGUGCCGGCCGGUUGGGGAAUCAGCUGGCAUGGUAAUUCCAUCAAUUACCUCGACUUCUUGAGAGCAGUGGAGAAUAGCAAGCCGACAAAACCUCAGCCACAAGAGAAAGAGGAGAGCGUGCCGAUCAAUUUUGCGACCCUAAGUCCAGAGGAGGUUCUGAAUAACAUCCAGGAGGUCGUUGCCUCCUCCAGUCCGGCUUUGUCAACGGCAUUUUCUGCACUGGAUAAAGAGGACACUGGGUUUGUAAAGGCUUCGGAUUUUGGACAAGUUCUUAAGGAUUUCUGUUACAAACUAACAGAUACCCAGUAUCAUUAUUUUUUGAGAAAACUAAGAAUUCAUCUCACCCCGUAUAUAAAUUGGAAAUAUUUUCUCCAGAACUUCAACAGUUACCUUGAGGAGGCUGCUGCUGAGUGGGCUGAGAAGAUGCCCAAAGGCCCGCCGCCCAUAUCUCCCAAGGAAAUGGCAAACCAAGAGGUCCUGGCCCGGCUCCACAAAGCUGUGACCUUCCACUACAAAACGAUCGCCCAGGAGUUUGAGAACUUCGACACCAUGCGGACCAAUACCGUCUCCAGGGACGAGUUCCGGUCCAUUUGUACUCGCCACGUCCAAGUUCUGACGGAUGAGCAAUUUGAUAGGCUCUGGGACCAGAUGCCCGUCGACGCCAAGGGAAGGCUGCAAUACCUGGACUUCCUCAGGAGCUUCAGCUCGGAGAAGGCGGCCCCGCCGCCGGCCCCGGGCGCCUCGGCCAAGGCGCAGAGAGGGUGCGGCGUCCCCGAGGUCUCAGAGAGAAGCAGGUCUGCAGGGUCGUCACCCACUCGAGACCUGAAAGCAGGGUCCAAACCGCGGAGUCACCCCUGCACCCCCGCGAGCACGACCCCGCCGCUGCAGAACUGCGAGCCCGUGGAGAAUAAGCUGCGGAAGAAGAUCCAGGGCUGCUGGCGCGAGUUCCUGCGAGAGUGCCAGGAGAGGGACGCCAACAAGCAGGGCGAGAUCCCCGCCACGGAGUUCCAGGCUCUCGUGGAGAAAUUCAACCUGGGCGUAAACAGAGAUGAGUGCCGGCAGCUCAUCGACAAGUACGACUUAAAGAACAACGGGAGGUUUGCUUAUUGUAACUUCAUUCAGAGCUACGUCCUCCUGUUAAAAGCAAAGGAAACCUCGCUGAUGCAGAGAAUGAAACUGCAGAAGGCGACUAAAAUGAAAGAAUGCGGUGCUGAGACUUCUUCCUUUUACGCCGCUCUGCUGCGGAUUCAACCCCAAAUUGUGCGCUGCUGGAGGCCGAUGCUGCGCACACUCAAGGCCUACGACGAGGGAAGGACGGGGCUUUUAAGCGUGGCUGAUUUCAGGAUGGUCCUGAGGCAGUACGGCAUCAACCUCUCCGAGGAGGAGUUCUUCCACAUUCUGGAGUAUUAUGACAAGACGCUGUCUUCAAAAAUCUCCUACAACGACUUCCUCCACGCCUUCCUUCAGUAGGGGGCCAGCUCUGCGAGCCCAGCGUGGACAGACGGGGACUGCAGGGCCUGUCCCCGAGACUAGUAAAAUCUAUCAUCGGGCUGUCUCACGAACUUCCAGAGUGUCCCCAAAACAGAGCCCACACCCACGCCCGGCCUGCGUCUUUCCGAGGUCAUCCCAGGCCCAGCGCUGGGCUCUAGC
Molecule: messenger RNA, 3740 nt
Organism: Lagenorhynchus albirostris (white-beaked dolphin)
Lineage: Eukaryota; Metazoa; Chordata; Mammalia; Artiodactyla; Delphinidae
Gene: EFCAB6
Product: EF-hand calcium binding domain 6
Cellular component (GO): nucleoplasm
Molecular function (GO): calcium ion binding
Source: RefSeq, a predicted model, not a curated record